Molecule: messenger RNA, 771 nt
Organism: Oppiella nova
Lineage: Eukaryota; Metazoa; Arthropoda; Arachnida; Sarcoptiformes; Oppiidae
Source: the annotation of a GenBank genome assembly
AUGUUCAAUAGGCCCGACGGUUCAAGAGACGAUUCAAAAGGAAAGUCACAAACGGAGCGAAAGAGAGAUUGUUUCUAUCAUAUCGAAUAUCUUGUGGACAAAGACUAUUUCGUGGAGGAAGUGCUCCAUCGUAUGGAGCCAAAGGAUAAAUGUGUGGCUGAUGUAGGAUUUUAUUUGUACCAAGAUUUGGCGGAACAGUGCAGCAAGGACUUCGCCAACUGUCUGACUAAGGGCCUGUGCACGAUUGGGACCCGAACAGAGCCACCAAAUCUUCCCAAAAGCAUCCGCACCAAAAUGGUCACCAAACUGGUCACCGACGUAGUCACCCGACUGGUCAACCGGACGAGCAAGCUCCCUUAUGCCGAAAUCAUUGUAUGUUUAAAAUCCUAUUAUUUUACCGGCGAAUACCUCAAACUCAAUGACAACGGUCUCUACUGUUGUGUGGUUUGCGGCGAAGAGCUGUUCCCAUCGGACUCCAAGUAUGACAGCGGCUCCGGGUGGCCGUCAUUUCACAGUCCCGUCCACACCUCUAAAGUCAAACUCACUGUCGACUUAUCGCACGGUAUGGCCCGGACUGAGGUGUCCUGCGCCCGGUGUGGCAGCCAUUUGGGGCAUGUCUUUAAUGGACCCCAGACCACUGGCAAACGCUAUUGUAUUAACUCGGCAUCACUUAAGUUCCUGGAUGAUAAUGGUCAUGGUGAUCACCACCACCAUAAGCCAUUGGAAACGCUGAAAAACACGACUGUCCCUAUGAAACGGACAGACCUUUGA